Scleropages formosus (Asian bonytongue) is the source of this 1985-nucleotide messenger RNA. RefSeq names its product SH3 and SYLF domain containing 1 (gene sh3yl1). The record is from RefSeq and is a predicted model, not a curated record. Gene Ontology annotation, cellular component: ruffle membrane. Gene Ontology annotation, molecular function: protein binding; phosphatidylinositol binding. The coding region runs from base 111 to 1109 and encodes 332 amino acids. The transcript is spliced from 10 exons. NCBI's taxonomy places the organism in Eukaryota, Metazoa, Chordata, Actinopteri, Osteoglossiformes, Osteoglossidae. Gene Ontology annotation, biological process: regulation of ruffle assembly.
CGUCAGGUGUAUAAGCCGUGUAGCCUCUCACCUGUAACAGGUGCGGGUUUUAUUUCCCCAGCGAAAACCAACAGAAGCGGUUAUAACUCCUUUGAACAGUCAGUUUUACAAUGAGUAACCCCAUACCAUCCAGCUUAAAAUCUGAGGCCAAAAAGGCUGCCAAAAUUCUGCGGGAGUUCACAGAAAUCUCAAGUAGGACUGGACCGGACAAGCUUAUUCCACCACAUGUAAUUGCUAAAGCCCAGGGUCUGGCCAUUAUAUCUGUCAUCAAGGCUGGGUUUAUGAUCACUGCACGAGGAGGAAGUGGAGUUGUUGUGGCCCGACUGCAUGAUGGCCGGUGGUCUGCUCCUUCUGCUAUUGGAAUUGCUGGACUUGGAGGAGGGUUUGAGAUUGGUGUUGAGGUGUCUGAUCUGGUCAUCAUCUUGAAUCACAGAAGGGCCAUUGAUGCUUUUACAAAGGGUGGAAACCUCACACUUGGAGGGAAUUGUACUGUAGCAAUUGGACCAGUAGGAAGGAAUGUGGAGGCUGAUGUGGCACUAAGGAGUACCGCUGCAGUUUUCACAUACUGCAAGUCACGUGGCCUAUUUGCUGGCGUGUCCUUAGAGGGUUCCUACCUCAUUGAACGGAAAGACACAAACAGGAAAUUUUAUUCCCAGGAUAUCCGGGCCUCUGCCAUCCUGAACGGAGACGUGGAGCCCCCAGAGGCCGCCUACGACCUGUAUGCCAUCCUAGAGGACUACACUGAGAAGUACACCACAGAAUGGCAGGCCAAGAACCUCCGCCACACUGUUAAGGCGAGCGAGCCUCCAGCAAGACCAAGACCUCCAACACAGAAACCAUCUGUGAUGCGUAGGGCUGAAGAUACAAAACCAUCCCUCUACCCUGAUGUCUCUGCCUUUAGAACGAGCACUUCAAGCAGAGCAUCAGACAGCCCACUCAUCGUCACAGCGCUACAUCCAUUUGUGGGUCAACAGCCAGGGGACUUAAGCUUCAACCCUGGUGACAAGAUAACAGUCAUUACCAAGACUGACUCGCAGUACGACUGGUGGGAGGGCCAACUGAGGGGACAGGUUGGCAUCUUCCCAGCCAACUUUGUGUCCUACAGCUGAAGGAGACCCAUGCUUCUCUUGGAUCUAAGGCAAAGGUAUUGCUUGGCCCAACAGGUGUGUUUCAAUGGCAUAACACUGGAAGAAAUGUCUUCUGACUCCCUGAAGCUCACAUGUUUUAUACCACCCCCCCCAAUUUUAUAUCAUUUCCCCCUCUCUUACACUUUAGUCAUCUGCAAGGGUUAAGUUAGUCUAUCUAGUUAAAGGAUUUUGGCAGUUAAUGCACUUGGGUGCUAGUUUUAAAUUUGGGAUUCAUUAUAAGAAUCUUUUACCAAACCUCUUUCUAUCUUGGCUUUUGAGAGACUAUUCAUUUUACCAGGGACUACAUUUAAUAACUUUCAUUACAGAUAUGUUCCAAUAUUUAGUUAUUUUCAGAAAUAUGGGACUUGGCCAAAAUGGUAAUGUAAUAUGGGUUAUGGUUUUUCACACUGCACUUUUCACCUGGAUUGUGAUCACCAGUGUACUAGCAUGCAAUCACUGGACCAACCAAUCUGAGAACAGGUUAAAUGGGUGGUAAAAUACUGCUGACUUGAGGUAAUGUGAAUGCAGUAACUGAGAAAUGUGAAACAAGAGCUAGUUGAGACUGAUGCUUUUAAGUGAACCAAAUCAGGAGUUGGAUUUUCUUCUCUCUCCUAAAUAAUGUUGAUGCAUGUGCCUUAACUUCAAGCCUUCUUUCCUUGGGCUCUGAGUUGUCCACAGUCAGGCUUUUCAUAGCCAUGCUCCUCAUUGCCUUUUGCCUGUGUUUAGUUAUACACUGAAGACAACCUAUCUAUAACAUCAAAAACAGCUUAUGAAUGUGUAAAAUGUUAACUGGCAUAAGGGAUUGGUAAUCCAAAUGUGACCACCUUGAACAUUGGUGUGGUUUCCCCCCCCCCCCCC